AUGUCCACCAAACAGCUCGUCAAGGCGGCUGCCGAGGCCAUCAAGAAACAGCAGUGGGACGACGCCAUCGAGGGCGCAAAGAACAUCAUCGACAAGGACAGCAAGAGCUACCAGGGACACAUCCUCCUGGCCUUUGCUCUCGACAAGAAGGGGAGGUUGGAGGAAGCAGAGAACACAUACCUCGCCGCCACCAGACUCAAACCAGAAGAGAAGGAGGCAUGGCAGGGCCUUGUCAGGCUGUAUCCUAACCUCGACACCACCAAGAAGUUCAAGCAACACCAGCAUGCCGUUCUCAAGCUCGCCGAGAUAUUCAGAGACGCGAACGACCUUCAAAAAUGUUACGAGACCGUCGAUAGCUUCAUCACCUAUGCGCGCACCAAGGCCGAGUCAUACCAAUACGUGGACGCCCUCGACCUAAUACUUCCCGAAUCUCCCAUCUACGAGGCCAUCGAGGGUCGCUUUGGCCAUGUGUGGAGGACAUACGAGACACAGGCCCAGUUGGUGGAGCAAAAUGAGAAGAAGCGCAUCAACACCUUGAUCGGCGAGAGGAGGACGCGAAUCGGCGCAAGAAUCAACGAGGUCACCCUAGAGGUCAAGAGGGAGGUCUACAGACAGAGCAGGUUGAGCUACACCUAUGCGCAGCUCAUCAACUGGACCAACGACGACGAAGUGCGCCGCAUGUACGAGGAGAAGCUGAUCCAAUACUGCCACGACCGACUCAUGGCCUGGCCUCCAGGAGACGAAAAGGAACGAGAACUGGCCAAUGUCCUGAAGCUCGCCAACGACAUGGUCAUCAUCAAGCACCCCUACAAGCUGGCCUGGGAUAUCGCAAUCAACUGGCAGGACCACAAGGAGAUCAAGGAGUGGGACGUCACAGUGCUGAGACAGUACUGCACUUUCUUCCCCGAUAGUGAUCUCAACAGGGUGGUCAUGGGCUUCUUGACCAGCAGCGUGUCUCCCUUCCCGCAGGAGAAGCAGGAACAGACAGCAGAGGAUGUGGCGGCCAAGAGCGAGGGUAGCACGGAAGAGAGCGAGGACGACGAGGACGGAGGCGCGGCCACGAUCUAUGCUCCCAUCACCGAGGAAGACCGUCUUCUUAUGAUGACAGAGGGUAUCAGCGGUGCCGAGUCCUUGCUGGCGUUCAGACUAAUGGGCGAAUACUACCAAUAUCUGGAGGAGUGGGAGAGCAAUGUCGAGCUGAUGCGCAAGGCUUUGACUUUCCUGAAGGAGGAGCGGACCAAAACUGGUCUGGAUUUCCGCUUUACCGAGGACGCCUUCUCCGUGUAUCUCGGCACUGCUUUGGUCUUUUACCAGACACCUCGCAACCACCAGGAAGCCAAGGCUCUUUUCGAUGCGGUCCUCGCUCACGACCCUACCUCCACACCUGCCAUGAUUGGUGUUGGUCUCAUCUACGAGGAGGAGGAGGAGUACGAUGAAGCUAUUGACUUCCUCGAGCGGGCUCUGAAGCGUGACCCCGAUAAUAUCCGUGUCAGGACAGAGGCCGCUUGGGUCAAGGCACUUAAAGGAGACUUUGACAUGGCUAGGGCCGAGCUUGACGCUUGCAUCCCCAUCCUCUCCAGGAAGGGACAGUCCAAGGAACUCCUAUCACAGACUCAGUACCGUCUUGGUUAUUGUAUCUGGAACAUUGACACCUCCAAGGCUGCCCGAAAGGACCGGUCUGGAGCUUACGCCAUGUUCCUUGAGUCACUCAAGAACAACCUCAACUUCGCCCCUGCUUACACAAUCCUCGGUAUCUACUACGCCGACUACGCCAAGGACAAGAAGAGAGCGCGCAGGUGUUUUCAAAAGGCCGUGGAGCUUUCGCCAUCCGAGGUCGAGUCUGCUGAACGGCUAGCUAGGUCCUUUGCCGAUGACGGAGACUGGGACCGCGUCGAGCUCGUAGCCCAAAGAGUUGUCGAUUCUGGCAAAGUCAAGCCACCACCUGGCUCUAAGCGCAAGGGUAUAAGCUGGCCUUUCGCUGCCCUCGGUGUGGCCGAGCUCAACAAGCAAGAGUUCCACAAGGCUAUCGUGUCCUUCCAGUCGGCUCUGCGCAUUUCUCCCAAUGAUUACCAUUCCUGGGUAGGUUUGGGUGAGGCAUACCACAGCUCUGGUCGCUAUAUCGCCGCCACCAAGGCUAUCCUGAAUGCCCAGAACCUAGAGGAAUCUUCGGAGGCAAAUCUCACCGGAGAGACGUGGUUCACAAAGUUCAUUCUGGCCGACAUCAAGCGCGAGCUGGGUGACUUUGAUGAGUCCAUUGAGCUUUAUCAGCAUGUCAUUCAUGAACGCCCUGACGAAGAAGGUGUCGCCACUGCCUUGAUGCAAACACUUGUCGACAACGCCUUUGACAGUCUCAACAAGGGCUUCUUUGGCAAGGCUGCCGGUCUGGCUGCCGAGACACUCACCUUCGCCACCAAGGCUCCCGAUGCCAUCAAGGAGACUUUCAAUUAUUGGAAGGCCAUCGGUGAUGCUUGCUCGCUCUUUUCCAACGUCCAAGGCCGCAUCUCCGAGUUCCCCGCCGACACUGUCCGCUCGCUCCUUGGUACCGACGAUGACUUCCCUGCCUACCAAAUCCUCAAGGACAUUGACAACGUCGGCACCGGCAUCGUCUCCACCGACGGCAUUUUCCCCAAGGACGAAACAGUCGGCGUAGACUUGACGAAAGCCCUCCAGGCCACCAUCCUCGCCCACAAGCGCUCCAUCCAUAUCGCUAGCAGCGAUAUCCACGCGCAGUCCGUGGCUUACUACAACCUCGGCUGGGCCGAAUACCGCGCUCACGCCUGUCUACCCCCAGACAUCCGUAAGAACAGCCACAAAAAGCCGACAAACUACAUCAAGGCCGCCAUGGCCUGCUUCAAGCGCGCCAUUGAGCUCGAAGCCGGCAAUUCAGAGUUCUGGAACGCUUUGGGUGUUGUGACCUCCGAAGUCAACCCAGCCGUUGCCCAGCACGCCUUCUGUCGCUCUCUGUUCCUUAACGAGCGCGGCGCCCACGUUUGGGCUAACCUGGCUACUUUGGCUUUGGCUCAAGGUGACCUUGCGCUGGCCAAUGAGGCGUUCACGCGGUCUCAGUCGACCGACCCGGAUUACUCGCUCGCCUGGCUAGGCCAGGGUGUCGUGGCGUUGUUGACCGGAAACGAAAAGGAUGCUCGGGGAUUAUUCACCCACGCCAUGGAAAUCUCAGGCGACUCAUCCCGCAUCAUCUCCCAGCGCUACGCCGUCUCCAUGUUCGACUACAUCUUGUCUUCUUCUUCGUCGGAGUCCUUGCCAAUCACAACCCUAAUCCAACCCAUCUUCGCCCUCUCCCAGCUGCAAUCCCUGCACUCUUCGUCAGCGUCUUCGUCUUCAUCAUCAGACCUAGCCUACACCCAUCUACUGGCUCUCUUCCUCGAGCGUACCAACGAGCUUUCGCGCGCCAUCUCCAUCCUCGAUUCCUUGUCUACAACUCUCGAGCAAGAAUAUGAAUCCACCGAGUCGCCUUUAGCCCUCAAACACUUUGCCAUCGUCAAGUCCGAUCUCGCGCGCUGCCAACUUUCGGCGCAUUUAUUCACCGAGGCAAUCGACUCGGCCGACCUGGCCCUCCAGCUUUCGUCCGAUGAUUCCGCCGAUGAACUCACAGCCGAAGAACGUCGCAAACUCCGUCUCUCCGCACACGUCACUUUGGGUCUAGCUAAAUACUACUCCCACAACAUCCCUGCCGCAGUCGCCGCAUUCGACCAAGCCCUCUCCGAAUCCGAAACAAACCCCGACGUCGCUUGCUUACUGGCGCAAAUCCUCUGGGCCACCGGCUCUGAAGAAUCCCGCGAGCGCGGUCGCGACCUGCUAUUCAGCGUUAUUGCCGAGGCUAGCGAAGGCGAAGGCGAAGGCGAACACGAACAACAUGUUCAAUCUGUGCUACUACUAGGCAUCAUCGCCCUGCUCGAUAACGACAGCGAAUCAAUGGACGCUGUGGUCUCCGAGCUGCAAUCCCUCCGUUCCAACGACGAGGGGAUUUCACCUGAGCAACAUGCUCAACUGGGCGAGGUGCUUCGCGCAAUCCUCACCGCGCUUGGGUCGGGACAGGAACAGCCGAUGGUGGACGUCAUGCUCCACCCCUUCUUACCGCACGGUUGGUCCAGAGUCGCGCAGCUCGCUGCCAGCCUUGGUGACAACGGCGGUGAAGAGGAAGCAAAGGAAAUAACAGAAGCAGCAUCCGAAAUGGCCCUCCGCGUAGCGAGGAAGGGCGUCCCGCCCCGCGGAAACUUAUCUCCUGAAGAUCUGGCUAGGGCCUAUGCAGGGACGGGAAGACCGGCUGAUGCGCAGGUUGGAUGUAUGGUUGCGCCGUGGGAAAAGAGGGGGUGGGAGAGUUUGGGGGAUGUGGUCGCUGUUAAUGUGGGCCUCAAGCAUUAG
This is a messenger RNA of Sordaria macrospora k-hell, 4383 nucleotides long. RefSeq lists its product as uncharacterized. Gene Ontology annotation, molecular function: protein binding. Gene Ontology annotation, cellular component: Ski complex. Lineage: Eukaryota; Fungi; Ascomycota; Sordariomycetes; Sordariales; Sordariaceae. The record is from RefSeq and is a predicted model, not a curated record.